This is a messenger RNA of Delphinapterus leucas (beluga whale), 1650 nucleotides long. Lineage: Eukaryota; Metazoa; Chordata; Mammalia; Artiodactyla; Monodontidae. The record is from RefSeq and is a predicted model, not a curated record.
CACUGCGCCACCAGGGAAGCCCGGGAAGCCCCCUUAGCUCUAUCUUAACUCUGUCCUUCCUGAAUUAGAGACAGCCAUGAAGAUGAUGCUAUCAAUGUGUGGAGUCUACACAUUCCCAAAUGAUCCUCCGUUUUUUUUUUUAAAGAAGAUGUUGGGGAAAAGAAAAGAGACUUCUCUUCCAGCCAAGAUGAAAGACACACAAGCCACUCAGGAAAUUUUGGCGGUCCUGCAGAGUGAAGUCCAUGAGCAGGAAGAUAAAAUGGAAAAUCAAGCACAAAUUGAAGACACACGUGACAAUCUCCCAAAGACACAGCGAUCUUUAGUACAUUUUUUUCCAACGUCAAUGGAUUCAGAUACCACUACACUGCCAUGUUCAUGGUCAUUAUCCAAUGAAAUACCUCUCAGUUACUAUCUGUCCAGCCCUCAGGUUAGUGGAGUAACUUUUUCAACAACUGGACCAAAGCCUCUUAAACCUGAUCUAGUGAGCCAUUCCCAAUCAGAAGACAGCUUGGGACUCAACAACUUCAGACUUCCAAAGAAACACACUAUGCCGGUGCUUGCUUCUCAGCCAGCUGUGACUGGGGAAGGGGAGGAUUAUUUCCUAUCUUUGUUUGGUGAUUCAGAGAAACUUGUCGUGCACUCAUUCCACACCAAGAAAACUUGGAAGCACUUUUCUAUGAUUCUUGAAGAAGUGGGCCAAUCUAGAUCCAGUGCUCUUGGAGACAUUAAAAUAGCUGAAGUGAAUGUCAAAGGUUUAUGCGUGAAGCUCAUUAACUCUUCCCUUGACAAAGAACUGGAAAUCGGAAAUCAUAUUCUCCAACAAAAUGUGGAUGGACAAACAGUCUCUCUGUACCAAUUCCUUCCCAAUAUCAUAAUGCAGGCCAAUUCCACAGUAACAGUCUGGGCAGCAGCAUCUGAAGCAAAGCACCAGCCACCAUCAGAUUUUCUUUGGAAGGAACAAAACAGAUUUAGGACAAGCCCAAAUUGUACAACAAUCCUGUGCAAACCUAAUGGUGAAGCUGUUGCCUGGUACACUCCUGUCCACUGGAAGCAAGCAUGGGAGAAAUUAGAGACUGACAUUGAAUGUGACAGAUGCUCAGUAGUAAGUCCAGCAUCUCAAAGGCACAUGUUUCAUUGGCCAGCAGCUACAACUACAACUAAAGAAAAACAAGACCAAUCUAAGCAAGAUAUCUCAAAAUAUCAGGUGGAACGAGUUCAAGCUUCUCUUACAAGAGAAAAAGAAAUCCCACCAACCCUUUUCCCCAAUCGCAGCCCCUGGUGCCACAGUCCUCAUGUCUCUGCACAUCCUUACUGUCCACUGAUUGAUCCUCACAACACCUACAUGACUGAACGCAGCUUAGACAGACAGCCCAGGUCUCAGUCAGCCAAGCCUGAUCCAGCCAGGAGGAUGUGCAUGAGGAUAUGUUACGUGCACUUUUGUUGCCAGCCAACACCACAGCUGCAGAACUAUUCAGGUCUUUGAAUGAUUGAUUACAUAUCAGGAAAACUGAAUUGGUCACUUUGUGUCGGUAUAUGCACAGACGGAGCGGCUGCCAUGACUGGAUGGCUUUCUGGUUUCACUACUCAGGUCAAAGAGGUCGCUUCUGAAUGUGAGUCUAUGCACUGUGUCAUCCGUAGAGAAAUGCUGGC